Messenger RNA from Pangasianodon hypophthalmus (striped catfish), 1194 nucleotides. RefSeq lists its product as uncharacterized. Gene Ontology annotation, molecular function: syntaxin binding; SNAP receptor activity. Gene Ontology annotation, biological process: vesicle-mediated transport; SNARE complex assembly; vesicle fusion. The transcript has 3 exons. NCBI's taxonomy places the organism in Eukaryota, Metazoa, Chordata, Actinopteri, Siluriformes, Pangasiidae. Bases 246 to 554 code for a protein of 102 amino acids. Gene Ontology annotation, cellular component: plasma membrane; SNARE complex. The record is from RefSeq and is a predicted model, not a curated record.
UCUGCAGUUAUCCGGCAGUUGUUAAUGUACACGCAGACUGGGAGGGGUGGCCUUGUGUGCAAAUGAGGUCUGAAGUCUUCCUGCCUGUUCGCUCAGGCUUGCUUUGUAGCUCGGAGCAGCCUGGCAUACAAAAUAUAUCCUGUAACUGUUAAGCAAUGGUAGAAAGUUUGCUAUAAAACAAAAUUGAUGGUGUUAAGACUUUUUGAGCACAGGAACAUUUGAAUUGGCAUCUGAGAAGCACGAAUAUGGCUGAGCAAAAUGCACAACCCCAAGGCUCCAGUACGCUUAAUCAAGUGCAGGAGCAGGUGAAUGAUGUCAAAGUUAUCCUCAAAGACAACAUAAACAAAGUGUUGGAGAGGGGAGAGAGGCUAGAUGACCUAAUCGAGAAAACAGAUGAUCUGCAAGUCACUGCCGACUCAUUUCAAAAGACAUCUGCACGGGUUUCCAGAAAGUAUUGGUGGAAAAACACCAAAAUGAUGAUUAUAAUUGGAGUGGUUGUGUUCAUCAUUGUUUUGCUCAUCAUUCUUUUGGCAACUGGAGUCAUUCCCUCAUAACAUAGUCACUUCUUUCCUGUUUUCAUAUUAAAUGUAAUUAAGUGGAAAUUAGAUUGUCACCUAUAUUUAUGCUGUUUUUGUCUGGGAGAUAACAUUCAAUGAAAUGUCAUGUAAAUAUAAUGCAAAAAAAUUAAUAUGUAAAAAUUUGUAUUAUCAGAUACAUACACUGAACCACUGAGGUUGCAAGGGUUUAUUAGCUUGAGAUUAUCAAUCAACAUUUCAUUCUUAGCGUUUACAAGACUGAAUAACACUACUUUAAUUCCAGCCGCCUCUAGACCUUUGAAACCGUAUACUGGUUGAAGUUUAUAGGACAAAUGAGUAAAUAGGUGCAUUUCUGUGAAGGGUAAAGGUGGAGAAGGAAGUAUGUUUAUGACUGUAUUUAGUAUUUUGGACUCCAUGUAUCCUAUUUAUGGUCCAACCUUUGUUUUGGUUGUUCACUGUAGUGGUAUUGGUAUGUAUUUCAUAGUAUUCCAUUAAUUAUGAAGGUUUUCCUUUCUGUAUCUUAGACUGAAUAUCCUAGACAAAAUGAAAUGUACAACUGUCCUUAUUCUCUCACAUGAUAUGCUAAUGAGCAUGUAAAUACUGAACACUGUACAGAACAGACUGCUCAUAAUAAAGAGACUCUGUUUCAUGCAUUGAA